Molecule: messenger RNA, 1085 nt
Organism: Episyrphus balteatus (marmalade hoverfly)
Lineage: Eukaryota; Metazoa; Arthropoda; Insecta; Diptera; Syrphidae
Product: solute carrier family 66 member 3
Exons: 4
Coding region: 283-930 (215 amino acids)
Source: RefSeq, a predicted model, not a curated record
UUUCAUUACCAACCACCGCCAACCAAAAAAUCACCAACCGUUCAGAAUUUUUGUGUAGUUUGUAGAUUGGCUCUGAUUCAAAAGUUGUCUAUAGGUAGUCUAGUUGCUCAUUAAUGAUGGUCUAUCAAACAUAACAAAAAUAAGUACAUAAAUAUAUUGCAAAAUUUGUUCGUAAGUAUAAAUAGCCUCAUUCCCCGGAUCUAUUUUGUUCGUAAGUCAUUCUUCAUCGAUUUGAGAGAAGAGUUUUUUUUUUGAGACCAUCAACAACUACAUAAUACAAUUAUGGAAGUGGUAACUGAUUACCUUGAAAAAGGAAUUGUCCUUGUCAUUGCUGAUUUACUCAGCAUGAUAACAGUUGGCUCUUGUUUGUUUAUCAAAGUUCCCCAAAUCAAAACAAUCAACCAAAAUAAAUCAGCUCAAGGAAUCAGUGUUUUUGGACUAUGUCUUGAAUUGUAUAGCUAUUCUGUAAUGAUGGCAUACAAUUUUCGAAGUGGCUAUGACUUUCUCUCCUACAUGGAGUAUCCGGUGUUGCUAAUUCAGGAAUACGUGCUCGUCUAUUACGUAUUCAAGUAUCAAAAUCUGUUAGGAAGAAAAACCCUCAUUGUCACUGUUUUGUACUUGAUAUUAGCAUAUUUAGUUUAUUUGAGAUUAAUGCCAUUGGUGGUGUUGGCCUUUUUGGUGCCUUUCUGUACUCCAAUUGGAGCCACAAGUAAAGUUCUACAACUAGUGGCUAUUUUAAGAACCAAAGAUUCGCGAUCAGUUAGUUUGACAACGUGGGCACUUUCGGCAUUCACUAAUCUAACUCGAGUGUAUACAGUGCUUGUACAAUCGGCCGAUCCAAUGUUGCUAGCAAACUUUAUGAUAUCUGUAUUUUUAAGCUCCUCAGUAUUUGUGGCAGCUUAUAUUUACAAAAAGCCAAAAACCGUUUAAACACAAAACUAUCGGAAAAAAUUACUUUCUUAUUCAAUUUAAACUAAUUUAUUUCAUUUUUUAUUAAUUUAUUUUAUUUUAACAUUUAAAACUUGUUAUAUAGAAAAAAAGCUCAAAUAUUUUUGAUGUUUCUUAUUAAAAAAAAAAAAAAAAAA